Molecule: messenger RNA, 2926 nt
Organism: Myxocyprinus asiaticus (Chinese sucker)
Lineage: Eukaryota; Metazoa; Chordata; Actinopteri; Cypriniformes; Catostomidae
Product: inhibitory synaptic factor 2A-like
Exons: 4
Coding region: 155-1537 (460 amino acids)
Biological process (GO): inhibitory postsynaptic potential
Cellular component (GO): postsynaptic density
Source: RefSeq, a predicted model, not a curated record
CUGGCACAGCUGCAGCAGCCGGCCGCCUCGCAUGUCUCCUGUCUGUGCGCUCCUCCUGAGUGGGCUGCUAAAGAAGCGGAUAUGCCCCGGUGCCACGGGAGACUGACGCGCUCACUGUCUUCCUCUCCUCCGCUAAUGGUCCUCUUAGGGAGUUAUGGUCAGUAAGGAGGCAGGCCACUGCACUCUGUCAAGCUCAGAGUCUGACUCGGAGUCCGGUGGUCCUUCACUGGGAGGAGAGAGCGGUGGUGGCGUGGACGCUGUGCGCAAGCGAAACAAAGCCCUGCAGGUGCGCUUCAAAGACAUCUGCGAGGCACAGAAUGAGGUCGCCCACCGAAGUGCCAAAAACCGAUCAGUUUCCUGCAAGGUCAUCCACAGGCGGUACAUGACCAUGCCAGCACGCCGCUCCAUCCCCACCGUCACCAAGAGCACAGGUGUGCAAACCUCUCCAGAACUGAAGAAGCGUUACCAGACUUUCCCCUUCGAACGCAAGAAGGGGAACAUCAUUAAACACACUGCUCAGGUGGAAAAAUUCCCAGAUCACAAUAAUGGGUUCCUGAGUGACAUAAAGGGUGGGGAGGAAGGGGCACGGCAAUGUGACGGCAGGGUGCAACAGACCAGAGUACUGCUUCACAGUACGCCACAGUGUAUUGCUGCCAAGGAAUUAUGUUUUGGGCCUGACUGUCCAGACGGAAAACUCUGCCCCGAUCCAUCAUGCCAGGGCAGAGAUACAAACACAGUUUCGGAUCAGUUGGAUUCAAGGAGAGAGGGCAACAUCCCAGGGAGUGGGGCCAAGCACAAAGGAUUACCCGGUGAAAGUGAGGUAGGGGCAAGGCAGCAGUCAAACUGUGCCAAGAGUGCCUCCUCUAGCACAUCAACUCAACCUCUACAGGCCAGGGGUGACUGUUCAAAGAUUUCUGGCCCUAUCGCAUGGACAUCUUUGACACAAGUGGAAUGCCUAGAGAGUCCCACAGGAAGCUGCAAACGCAAAAAAGACUUGACGCAGUUGAACGGCUUGCAGGCACGAUCUCAGACUUUGCCGCAUUCGGCUAGCUCUGCCUCCCAGGCCCACAUGCAAUCUCACUGUCAUAGUAGUAAAAGCUCAAGUACCACCGAGUCAUGGCAGGGCACAGCGGGACAGUUGAUUGCUCUCCCUGGGGUAGAUGGGAAUGUGAAAGCCAGGCUUCAAGCCAUGGAGUCUUUGAUCAGCUCUAGUCAAGAAACCAUCAAAGUGCUGCUGGGGGUCAUUCAGGAGCUGGAAAGAGGAGAGGCGCAGCGAGAGGGACUUUCAUAUCGAACUGGACAAGAUACAGCCAACUGUGACACAUGUCGUAACAGUGCCUGCAUCAUAUACAGUGUGGAACUAGAUUUUAAACUUCAGGAGGACAAACUGCAGCCCUUAAUGAAGAGACUGUGUCCAUUAGAGGAGCUGACCUACCCCUCUCUGCCUUACACACAUGAGGUGUUCACCUCCACUCCCAAACGCAAGUCCAAGACUGAGUCCAAGAAGCACGCUCGCUGGAAACUCUGGUUCCUUUAACAUACACCUAGGAAUUUGUUUGGAUUUGGGAUCUCUGCACCAAUCAGACCACCACAACAAGCAAAUUCUUGUGGAAUUCUGCUUUUCUUAUUGGAUAAACAUGGUGACUUGGUGGCUCACUGCUAUCCACUGUUUGGAUUUUAAUAAGGAAUAACAACUGUUUUCUUAUAAUGACCCUCUAAUAAACCUUCUGAGUUUGGGAACUAUUGAAUUCACCUGCACUCACAUUUUCCAAAAGGAUUACACAGUGCUCCUUAGUUUUAGACAAGUUUGCAAGGUAAGAGAGCAGGGCUGUUCUUAGAUGCAGUGUGUAUGUUUUUAAUAAUUAUAUUUGUUUAACUCAGAGAUUUCUUUCUCCUCUCUCUUCAUUUAUCUCUUCUUAAUUUAGGGGGCCAGAAGAGCUGAAAAGAAACGUCAAAGCGAAAUGCUUGUUUUGCCACAAAACUAAUUUGGAGUCGUACAUCAAAGGCAUCUAAUCAGCAAAGCACAAACUUUUGAGAAUUAUUAAGUAGAUUUGAUACCUGAGAUACCUCUGUUUCUCUCCCAGUCUCCUCUCUUUGUUUCUGUCUUUCUUUCUUUCUUUAUUUCUCUCUCUCAAAUUUUAAAUAGAGAUGGUUUAAAUAAAAAUUGAUUAUUAUUCUAUGGCAGAAUAAAUGAAAUCAUACCUAAUGAGUAAAUGCAGAAUCUGUUGACUGCAUGCACUAUAAUCUAUGAUUUUGCAGGGAUAUUUUUCCUGGAAAAUGUUGAGGAUGCACAAUUAGAAUGUUAGCAAUGGUUAGGCUAUAAAUGUAUGAAUGAAUAUGGGUUUAACCGGUUGGUGUUCUGAAAAAAGGAAUGAAAAAAAAAAAAAGCUAAAAGAUUUAUAUAUUUAUGAAGAUAUUAACUGUGAUUGUCUUUCAAUUAUAUAGAUUUAUGUAUCAAAUAAUACUCAUAAAACAUUUUUGCAUUUCAUUUCCUGAGACAGAAGUAUUCACAGUAAAAUUCACAGUAAAAUUCAGCACAUGAUGAGAAUGUUAAUGUGGAGCAAAUCAACUCUGCAGUGAUUCAGGGCUGAAAUUAUUUGCUGGUCAAUAUGACGCUGUAUUUAACACCUAAGCGUGAAACCUAGUUAAAUUCUAGGUACAUUUUACAAGUUUAUUGUUUGGACUUAUUGAGAAUAUGACUGAAUUGGUUGUAGAUUUUGUCAAGACUGGUUAAACUGCAGAUGUUCCGGACUGAAAAAGCACGAGAACACCAUAACUCUGUCUAGAUUCUGUCUAGAACAGUGUUCAGUGUCCUGUGGUGGAAAGUGCACAACGUGGAAACACAGAACUAUAGCCAGAGGCUAUAUCCUACAACACACACCUCUCUGUUCAAGCUUACUUGUCAUUUGUUCAAUUAAAUUUUCAA